GUUUGUAUAAAUCUCGGGCGCCUCUCAUUGGCACCCAUGUUUCCUACGUGUAUUUCUCCAACAUAUAUAAUUAUAUAGUAUACGCUUACCUGUGCGUGCACUCCGGACAUAGCUUACGUUGUUUAUUCCAUGCGACGCAAGAGUGAGACGCAUCGGUUAACGACACUGUUCACGGCAAUGCUCUGUCUCAUUUCAUGUUAUGGGGAAGUAUCAAUCAAUGGACAUUCAGACUUUGGCAGGAUCACUUGUCCGACUUUGACUUUAGCUUUCUGGGCGGGCUUCGCUGCUUCGCCCCUUUGGUUCGCUGUUGGUUGUCCCCAUCCAUUUGCAGAGUGCGAGGAUUCAGGGGAUUCGGGAAGCCCACAAUAUUUCCGCCAAGCAUUAGGCCAGCCGUGUCUCAAAUUUCGCGAUGAACUGACAUGUGAAUUCCCAGCCUACCUUAGUAGGGGGGCUGUAGUUCGACAAUGGACCCUUGCACCGCUCCGUGAUUGGGCGCGCCAGGGCGGCGACUGCCGUACUCGGACGAUUCGACCCUGGAGAUCAGUAGGUUGUUGGAAAAAAAUUUGGAUUCGAUUCGAUUUCAAUUCGCCAAUUGAGAAACAGAACCGAACCAUUCCAUUCACUCAACUCAACCGCCAAUACGACAAAGGAACCUUCCUUAAAAACUUGCCAAUUGCCCCCCAUUACAGACAGUCCAGGCCCACUGGGCACCGUUUUUGAGCCCGCCUCCCGACUUCCAAUUGCUGCUUGCUUGCUUGCUCCCUUUGCGCCUCGGAAUCAUUUUCUUCUGCUUUUAGAUUUGGAAUCAUAUCGGCAGAGACGAACACACGUAACC
Messenger RNA from Lasiosphaeria miniovina, 835 nucleotides. RefSeq lists its product as uncharacterized. NCBI's taxonomy places the organism in Eukaryota, Fungi, Ascomycota, Sordariomycetes, Sordariales, Lasiosphaeriaceae. The transcript has a single exon. The record is from RefSeq and is a predicted model, not a curated record. The coding region runs from base 130 to 720 and encodes 196 amino acids.